This is a messenger RNA of Micropterus salmoides (largemouth bass), 2439 nucleotides long. Its product is annotated as transcription termination factor 1-like. The coding region runs from base 588 to 2216 and encodes 542 amino acids. NCBI's taxonomy places the organism in Eukaryota, Metazoa, Chordata, Actinopteri, Centrarchiformes, Centrarchidae. The transcript has 11 exons. The record is from RefSeq and is a predicted model, not a curated record.
ACUGUGCGUGUUUAGAACCGGGACCGGCUCAGACGGGUGUGGGUUUAGGUCUGGUUCUGGAGUCUCUCGGGUCACGGGGCCGCGCGGGUUCGGGUCCGGGUAAAGACCAAGGUCUCGCUUUACUGAAGUCUACACGGCGGAUUCUGUUACCGCUUCAUCGGAACCAGAACCUGCUUCUGGGAUCGUCUUUGGUUCCGGUGCUGCGGCCCUGCGGACCGCCUCCGUCCUCGGACUCGUCCCACGUUCACAAACAUGUUCCUGACGAGGUUCAAGUCGCUCCCGUGAUCUGGUCUUCUGAGGACCGGACUCGUCCUGGACUCGUGGCCUGGACUCGUGGCCUGGACUCGUGGCCUGGACUGUAAGGUGAGAUCAGCCCGAAGUGGCACCUGGAGGCUGACGUGCUGGAUCAUCUCGUGACUGGAGGUCCCGGUUGCAGAUCACAGGUGCGACCUGAAACUCGACGGGAAUGUUUGUGAACGUGGCGCGAGUCUGAGGACGGAGGCGGCCCGCGGCUGCUGCGCACAGCACGCGCACGGCACCCGCUCCAACAACAAACUGCUCAGCAGCAUCAGGUCAGCUCCUCCAUCAUGAAUCCUCCUGCAGACGCCUCCUCUCCCUCAGGGCAGAAGAAGAGGAGGAGGUCUGACAGUCUGGAGGAGUGUCCUCUGCCUGUGGACAUCGACACACCUGAGAGGGGGGAGAAGAAGAGGAAGAAGAAGAAGAAGAAGAAGAGGGAGGAAGAGGAGGCCAGUCUUCCUCCUGCCGCUGAUGGAGAUGUGAUCGGCAAGCAGGAGGAAGAGGAGGAGGCGACUCGGGUCGAGUCAGAAAAGAAGAAGAAGAAGAAGAAAAAACACAAACGACGACUGAGUGAGGAGAGUGUCGUCAUGGCAACAACAGACCACAACACCAGAGAAACAGACUCCUCAGUUUCCAUGGAGAACGCCGGAAUGAAGAAGAAGAAGAAGAAGAAGAAGAAGAAAGAUGGGAGUGUGGAGGAGGAGAAGAGAACAGAGGAGAGGAGGAGAGGAAGAGGAGGCGCGAAGAGACAGAAAGGAGGAGCUUUGGAAGAUCAGGUGGACGGGGCGCUGCUGGAGGAGCUGCAGGAGUUCGUCCCAGACGUGAAGAAGAAGUCAGUGGAACAGAUUAACAAACUGCUGAGAUACGACCUGCACCGCUUCAAGAACUUCAAGCAGCAAGGUGUGGCUCUGCGUUGGGGGCGUUGCUCUGAGGAGGAGAAUCAGCGAAUCAGAACUAACGUUGCAGACUUUCUGGCUCUGACAGGCCUGAGUUCAGCCAAUCAGCUUCUGUUUCCUCAGAGGUACAAGGAGCAGGAGGUGGAGAUCAGGAGGCUGAGAGCUAAGCAUCACUUCCUGGAGAGGAUCGCUGAGGGAAUUCCUCGGACGUGUCAUCAGGUUCACACCAGAGCCAAGAAGAUUUUUGAUGACAGGAACCACAUGGGAAGGUUCUCCGAGGAGGAGAUGCAUUCUCUGAUGAAGUUCCAGAACCUCUAUGGUAAUGACUGGAAGAGGAUCUCUGAGAAGAUGGGCCGCAGUGUCUACUCCUUAGAGAAACGUUUCGCCAGUAUCGCUACAGGUCGUGGUUUUUGGACUCCAGAUGAGGAGUCCAGGUUGAAGCAGGCUCUGAAGGCUCACCUGGAGGUCCUGGUCCAGGAUAGUCCCGAAGGUUCUGGUCUGACCAGAGACCAGCUGUUUAACAACCUACCCUGGAAGGAGAUCAGUCAGAAGGUUGGGACCAGAUCCUGGGGCCAGUGUCGACUCAAGUGGUUCUCCAUUCUGAAGUGGAGACUUUCUCCUGGUGUCAGCACCUUCAACAGAGGAACUGAAGGACUUCAGGCUAAAAUUAAUCUGAUCAACACGUUGUACAACAUGCAGGUGGAAGAUGCAGCAGACGUCGACUGGGACAAGGUCGCAGAGACUGUCGGUACAGUGACUCCUGUAUGUGUCCAGAAGAGUUUCCACAGACUCAAAGUUUCCGGAGUUCCCAACUGGACCAGUUUAUCCUACGGAGAGAUCAUCGAUUUCCUGCAGCAGAGAGUGGUUCCUGUCCUGAAGCAGAAGCUGAGGAGGUUCAGCAGUAAGGAGGUGCAACAGGAGGAGGCGCAGGAGGAGAACCGGUACCUGCUGUCGGACGUCUUGAGCUCUCAUGACGACGAGGACUACAUAGAGCUGGACAACAGCCAAUCAGGACAAAGAUGAGUGUAGAGACAGACACUGAGUGGGAUGAACAGUAGGCCCCUCCCCUCCUUCCAUGUGAUUGGCUGUCUGUGGAUGAACUUCCUGUGAGAGUCGGACUGAACAGAACCUGUUGACUGGAAGUGGACGAAGACUUUGUCUGAUGAGUCGAUGUUCAGACUCGAGUUUCUGUAACUUUUCAGGUUUUAUGUCUUUAACUUUCUAAUGAAGUGAUUUUUUUUUCACA